AUGGAGCCCCUUCGCGAUACCGAGCUCUCGCCGCUGGACCCGACUCAUAGUGUACCAGCACCUUUCGACAGAGUCAAAUCGAGAUAUACGGGCAUAUUUGUCGAAGGCCAAGAAGAUGACCUUCGCCCACUGACACCGGGAGAACAUCAUCCUCUCCACAAUUCUCACUGGGAGUCAGAACGACCUCCAUUCCUGAAGACUGUUGCUAUCCAAGGAUUCGCAUUGCUGUGGCUGGCUCCGAUUGGCACAUUGCUGUAUCUGAAUUGGAAGCCUCACAUCAUUGGGGCAAGUGCUUGGUGCCCGUUCGGCCACUGUCUGCCUCGCGUGUGGGAUCCGUACAUCUCUAAGAAUGAAGCUACCGCCUACGAACUGCCAGCCAAGUUCGAUCGGGAGACACACAAUUUGUUGGGCGCGUUACAACUGGUCGCCAAAGCCCUCGAGGUCUGGUUUAUUGUUAUAGCUGGCUGGCUUGUCUACAUCUGUACUACGAUUCUUGCUGGCCGGCGCCAGGGAAUUCCGAUUGGAUACUUCAAUCGUCCGACAGAAUUCGCAGAAGUUGCGGGCCUAUUCGAUCCUCUGCUGUGGUUCACGCUGCGCCGACUACCUUCUGUUAGGGACCGCUCACGCAAGGGCAGGAAGCGUGUUUACCUCUUCGUCGUGACCACCAUCUUCCUCUGCUUCGUCUGCAACCUAAUGGGUCCUGCAGUGGCUGUGUUGCUCAUCCCAUCCUUGCAGUGGGUACAGACAGGGGCAAUGGAGCACCACGUAUAUGUCGAAAGUGGUGCCAUCGAGCCUCCCAACGCUCAGGGAUACCUUUUCGCAGACUCGCAAUGUUAUGAAUCAUCAACCGACCCCGAGGAGGACAGGAUACAGAAAAAUCGGCUCACUGCAAUGUUCUACGCUCACAACUACUCGUGCUCAUGGCCAUGGUCGCAGAACCUCGAUGCCUGGAUGGACAGCUAUUACGCCGUUGCUCCGCAAAGCUACCAGAGUGCAAUUGUUUCGAACAGCAUAAUUUCGGUACAAAAUGCGACCUCGUUCACAUUCAACAUGACAUCCUUGCCUAUUUCCAGCAACAAGAGCGCUGGUCUGGACGACGCGGCGUCAGUGGUCUGGGUCCCUAGCCGCGGAGUUCUCACUAACAUGAGCAACGAUAUCUCCAUGGUUGCCUAUAUCUCCUACGGUGAGGGCUCGUCAGAGAUGCGGGAUGAGUACGGGCUGUCCCAAGCGGAGUUCGACAGCUACGCGGAAUGUAAUAACACCGUGCAAACUUUCCUGCAUCGAGACGGGCCAAUACUUGGCAGCGUUGUGAAUGCGUGGCUCGGUGUCAACAACGAGACUCAUUGGACAACUAUGGUCGAUGAAGAUAAAUGGUUGAAGUGCUACGAAGGAUACGAUAUCACCAACGCGCCUCUCGCUUGGACCCAGGGGACUGAAGGCAUGGUGUCCGCGAAGUACACGAAGUGCAUAUCUAUUGGAACAGGCUGGGCAGACGGUUACAAGAAUGCUAGCUUCUCUAUCAGCGGCCUGUACUCUGAGAGCCUGAAAGCUUAUCAGCCCGAACUCAGCGUGUUUAUCCACUCCUCGGGAAAGGCUGCCUUUCUGCCUGAGGGCAGAUUACCGGAACGCGUGGCGGUCGAAUGUCUUGUCAAGAAUCGUCGUGUGUCCGACGGAGCACUGUGCGAUUGGGAUGCUUUCUGGCGCACUGGAGACGACCCCAAGGUUCGGUAUCGGUCCAAGGCGGUCACGACCAUCGAGAUGCUUUCUUCUGACAAUACGCUGUACAAUGAUGCUGCCCAGAAUCCCGACUACAAUCGCACGGACUACCCCUACAACACAACGCUAGUGAUAGACUUCGUGGCGUACGAGACGUUCGCGGAUUAUAUGCUGGAUCCAUCGCGCUUGACAAAUUCGCUCUACACUACUGACUAUGCCGACAACUUGUCUAAAACAGCGACCUUGGAUGAUAUCAAGCCGGUAAUGGUCGACCCAGCUUGGGUACUGGCAGCAUGGACGGCAGACUCUGGUGCUCAGAUGCUGGUCGAUGAUGCCACAGCCCGAGUGUAUCUACUAAACGCGUUUGCGAUGAUUUUACACGAGAACUCGGACAGAGCAACAGACCCGGUGUUGGCCCAGUGGUCCAGGAUCGAUGCCAUAGGAAUGAUGCCAAUCAUUCAGAUGCUGAGUAUGAUUGACUUCAACACGACUGCAGUCGCUCCCGAUGCUGCAUCCGACGCACAAUAUCCCAAGCUGGCAAGGUUUGCACGCAUCCAGGUGUAUGCUUACGGAAUAUCUUCUCGCACAGGCUGGCUCGGCGUUGUCGUUACUGGCGUCGGUUGCGUCGUAGUCCUGCUAGAAGUCGUGCUCGGCUUCAUCGAUCGACGAAGGCUCAGGUCAUUGACACAGCUUCUCGUGGCUGCGUUGGAGCAUCAGUAUACUGAUGAGUUCCGGGGUGUGCAUGAUGAGAAGACGAUCUCGAGAGUGCCGUUCAGGCUACGGCACGAUACUAGAAAUGCGGGAAGAUUCAAGUUUGAGAAGGUGGGAUAG
Messenger RNA from Fulvia fulva, 2547 nucleotides. RefSeq lists its product as uncharacterized. Lineage: Eukaryota; Fungi; Ascomycota; Dothideomycetes; Mycosphaerellales; Mycosphaerellaceae. The record is from RefSeq and is a predicted model, not a curated record. The transcript has a single exon. The coding region runs from base 1 to 2547 and encodes 848 amino acids.